AUGGGACUUUCCAGCGGCAAUUCAAGGCGCACUGCUGCUGUCAGUCCUGCAGAACCCCCCGCCCAGCAGAGUGGUAGCUGCUGCUACACAGGGCGAGUGCGGAGGGAUGCAGAUGGAAGCGGGAAAAGCAGCAACAGCUUUUCAACUCGCCAGCCCGAUGUUAGCUGCCUGGCAGAGGGGCGCGCAGCCCUGCCGGACCUUCGCUACCACAGCAGCCGUGGCACCGCCAGUGCACGCAGUAUCUCGCCUGGGUCCAGCUGGGCGGCAUACUUCCACGCCAAGAACUCGCAAGGUCUGCCCCUCCCCUUGCCGUUGCUGCACUCGCAAGGGCUGUCCGUUUUGCCCUCGCCUCUCCCUCUGCUUGUCGCAGAGCUUCUGGAGACGCCCCAGUCAGUCAACCAUGGUGGUGAAUGUGGAGGGGUGGGCCGGAGCACAGCGGUGGAAGCGGCAUCAGCUGGAGCAAGAUUGAGCCGACCAGCGUCUGAGAUGCGAGACACGAGUCGGGGUGGUGCGUUCAUCGUUCCUGACUUGAACCUGCCUGCUGCUGGUGCUGACGGUGCUGAUGCUGGUGGCACUGCCGCUUGUGAUGCUGCUGCUGGUGCUGCGGGUGGUGGUGGUGGUGGUGGUGCUGGUGGUGGUGGUGGUGGUGGUGAUCUAGCAGCGGGCUGUCUGGGUGUGGUAGUGAUUUCUGAUGAAUCGCCAGCCGUUGUGAACCGCCGCCUUGACUUGCGACUGCCACUGGAGCGCCCUGUCUCCCCAUCCCUGGACGAGGUGCGACCCCCAUGGCCAUCAGCAGCACCAUCGCGCUUCCGCUUUCUCUCCACUGCCUCGUGCUCCUCCACACGCUUCACGCUGUCCUCAGGCACCACCUCCCCGCAUGCGUGCUGCGUCCUCUCCGAGUCGAAGGACUCUCUUCCAAUCUCCGCGUUCUGCUGA
Molecule: messenger RNA, 936 nt
Organism: Closterium sp. Naga37s-1
Lineage: Eukaryota; Viridiplantae; Streptophyta; Zygnematophyceae; Desmidiales; Closteriaceae
Source: the annotation of a GenBank genome assembly